Coffea eugenioides is the source of this 720-nucleotide messenger RNA. Its product is annotated as ABC transporter G family member 7-like. Gene Ontology annotation, molecular function: ATP binding; ATP hydrolysis activity. The transcript has 3 exons. Lineage: Eukaryota; Viridiplantae; Streptophyta; Magnoliopsida; Gentianales; Rubiaceae. The record is from RefSeq and is a predicted model, not a curated record. The coding region runs from base 1 to 720 and encodes 239 amino acids.
AUGAAGCCAUUCGAUGCUUCUAGAUAUCUUGGAAAUAGUGGCGUAUCAUUUGGUGCUUUUAAUUCAUUAUUUGUAGUUGAGUUCAUCAUAUUCUUCUUCUCUUAUCAUUCUUUUCUGAACUUCAGGUACGGUUUUUACUUAAAGGUGCGAGUGGAGAAGCACGACCUGGUAGACUCCUUGCUUCUCUUAUCAUUCUUUUCUGAACUUCAGGUACGGUUUUUACUUAAAGGUGCGAGUGGAGAAGCACGACCUGGUAGACUCCUUGCAAUAAUGGGUCCCUCUGGGUCAGGAAAGACAACCCUACUCAACAUACUUGCGGGUCAGGUGAUGGCUUCACCUCGGUUGCAUUUGUCUGGCCUUUUGGAGGUUAAUGGACAGAAAAUCUCAAAGAGAACCUAUAAGUUUGCUUAUAUCAGGCAGGAAGACCUUUUCUUUUCACAGUUGACAGUUCGAGAAACAUUGUCUCUUGCAGCUGAAAUGCAGCUGGAGGAGAUAUCCUCAGUCGAGGAGAGAGAUGAAUACGUGAAUAAUCUGUUAUUCAAACUAGGCUUGGUCAGUUGUGCUGAUUCCCGUGUGGGGGAUGCAAAAGUUCGUGGAAUCAGUGGUGGAGAAAAGAAGCGUUUGUCACUAGCCUGUGAGCUUAUCGCCAGUCCAUCUGUCAUAUUUGCUGAUGAACCAACAACUGGUAUUCUUCAUAUCUGGACCAUUGUCUCUUAUUAA